GGAUCUUACGUUGCCCGGAGCCGGGAGGGUCCCGAUUUGGACAUCUUUAACCCCGUUGGGGUUCUCAAUCUUAAUGAGGGGUCUUGCGUGAGAUGAGGUUGAGCACACCGAGCACUAACAGAACUUGGCUGCGAACGCUAAGAACCGCGAUAACCUUCUCUGUUAGGAAGACACAGCGAAUGUUCUGCUCAAUGUCCCGCCUAGACCGGCCCCCUACGGACCCCACCCCGACGGCAGACUGAAGGAACUCGGUAAGCUAUCCCGAACGCUGCUGAAUGACGUGAGUCAGUGCUGGAGUCGCCUAAUGUCCCCCCAAGCUGUCCAUCUUGAGUUCGAGUACGGCGUACCUGAUCUGAAAUCGGAGUAUCAUUUAUUGACGAAACAAACAAAGAAACGGCCAUUCUUCUCUCAAGUUCAACUACCUACGGAAAUAACAUACACAACUUACCUUUGAACAUGGCACCGAAAUCCGUUCUCCUCGUCGGCGCCAAUGGCACGCUAGGCGCCAAAAUCCUAGACUCCCUGGUGGCCGCCAAAUCCUUCAAGCUCAGCGCCCUGAAGCGCGCCGGCUCCAAGAGCACCAUCGCGUACCCCGCAGACCAAGUUCAAGUUAUUGAAAUCGACAACGACCUCUCCUAUGAGGGUCUCAAAAAGGCAUUUACCGGCCAAGAAGUCGUCAUCGUCAGCUUCCGCCUGCGGGAUCUCGACCAGCACCUGCGCAUCGCCGAGGCGGCGUCCGCGGCGGGCGUGAAGCACUUUAUGCCCGCCGACUUCGGCAGCAUCGACGCCGAUAACCCCCGCGCGAGGGAGCUCAUCCCGCUGUACCGCUGGAAGCGCGCCGUGCGUCAAAAGGCGCAGGAACUGGCGGACAAGAACCCGGAUUUCGCGUGGACGGGUAUUGUCUGCGGGCACUUUUUCGACUGGGGUGUCAAGGAGGGUUUCUUGCACGCGUACCUCGACACCAAGAAGAUCGACGUCAUUGACGGCGGCGAUAUCAAGGCCUCUGUCGCGACACUGCCGAGGGUCGGCGAGGCUGUUGUGCGUAUUCUCAACUUGGGCGUUACCGAGGUGACGAAGAAUAAGACGCUUUUCAUUCAGAGCUUUUGCAUCACGCAGAACGAGCUGCUUCAGAGUUUGGAGAAGGCGACGGGGGCCAAGUGGACUGUCAACAAGGUCAAAUCUGAGAGCUUCAUCGCGGAACACAAGGUCAAGGCCGAUGCGGGUGACGCUGAGGCGAUUGAGGACCUUGUCUUCGCUGUCGGGCAAUUAGAUGCAAACUGGACGAAGCGCGAUGACUUUGCCAUGAAGUCUUUGGGGCUAGAGGAUGAGGAUUUGGACACUGUUAUUGCGGAUGUUGUCGCCAAUCCAGCAGUUUAAGGG
Messenger RNA from Colletotrichum scovillei, 1380 nucleotides. Its product is annotated as NmrA-like family protein. The record is from RefSeq and is a predicted model, not a curated record. The transcript has a single exon. Lineage: Eukaryota; Fungi; Ascomycota; Sordariomycetes; Glomerellales; Glomerellaceae. Gene Ontology annotation, molecular function: oxidoreductase activity. Bases 457 to 1377 code for a protein of 306 amino acids.